Colletotrichum phormii is the source of this 1118-nucleotide messenger RNA. Its product is annotated as Frag1/DRAM/Sfk1 family protein. Gene Ontology annotation, cellular component: plasma membrane. Bases 117 to 863 code for a protein of 248 amino acids. The transcript is spliced from 2 exons. Lineage: Eukaryota; Fungi; Ascomycota; Sordariomycetes; Glomerellales; Glomerellaceae. The record is from RefSeq and is a predicted model, not a curated record.
UCUCGUGAUCCCUUCAAGGUCUACGGAUACACAAGCAACGUUUGCGACAGUGAACAAGUCCUUUUCUGAACAACCACAAACACCAAAACACAAACACACAUACACAUCCGCCCACCAUGAGGAUAUUAUCAUACUGGAUCUUCCCCAUCAUAUCGGGCCUCGUCUGGCUCGGCAUGCUCCUCGGCAUGCUCCUCUACUGGAUCAUCGACACCCACCGCACAAUCUACCCAUCAAUGUCGCCCCCGCAAUCCAUCGCCUACAUCAGCGACGUCGGCGCAUACUACCUCAAACCCUUAUUCAUCACCGGCUGCGUCCUCACCACCGUCUUCCUCGACCUUUCCUUCUUCUCCGACCGCUGGCUCCGCCACAAGGGUCGCCUCGUGCCCAACACUUCCAUCGGCGAAAAGAUCCUCUACGGCUUCACAAUCUUCUUCGCCAUCAUCGGCACCGUCGGGUUGAUUUGUCUCAGCAUCUUUGAUACCUACCGCCAUAAGAACCUCCACCUGCUCUUCUUGUUAUUCUUCAUGGGCGGGUACCUGCUCUCGGCUAUUUUCAUUUGCUGGGAGUAUCAGCGCUUGGGAAUCAAGUACCCGGACCACACGUACCUCGCCGUCUCUUUCUGGAUCAAGCUCGUCUUCAUCCUCGUCGAGAUCGUCCUGGCCAUCGCGUUUAUUGUCUGCAAUUUCAAGGAGAUUUACAACGCGGCUGCUAUCCUCGAGUGGAUCGUUGCCUUCAUCUUCUCGUUCUACAUCUUUUCGUUCACCGUCGACUUGUUGCCCGCGGCGAAGACGCGGAACAAGGCGCAUCGGUUUUCGAAGCCGGGGAUGAGUCAAUGGACUGGCAGCGGGCCGGGGAACUUUUGAGGGGCGAGGGCCGAUUUUUAUGAGUGGUAAUGGAAAAUGGGAAUGGGACACGAUGAAAAGAAGAAGGCAAAGAUAAUGAGUUGGUGGAUGGAGUAAUCGCGGGCAUGGCGAGGCUCGCGUUGUAUGACUUGCAUUUGCAUACCCCCGGGAACAAAGAUCAUGAGCAACAGGCGUUUUGGGCGUAUUAUUCAUUUUGCGCAUACUCUAUAGGUUUAUAGUAGCAUUUACAAUCCAUGGCAUACGUGCGACAUAAUG